This is a messenger RNA of Elephantulus edwardii (Cape elephant shrew), 1521 nucleotides long. It is a transcript of the gene GPR50, whose product is annotated as G protein-coupled receptor 50. Gene Ontology annotation, molecular function: melatonin receptor activity. Gene Ontology annotation, cellular component: membrane. The coding region runs from base 1 to 1521 and encodes 506 amino acids. NCBI's taxonomy places the organism in Eukaryota, Metazoa, Chordata, Mammalia, Macroscelidea, Macroscelididae. The record is from RefSeq and is a predicted model, not a curated record. Gene Ontology annotation, biological process: G protein-coupled receptor signaling pathway. The transcript has 4 exons.
AUGGGUACCACCCUGGCCGAGCCCACCGCUUCGGCCUGUACUGGCUGGGAACUACCUGAGCCAGACUACCCACCGGCUCUGGUCACUUUUAUGUUUUGUGCGAUGGUCGUCACCAUCGUGGUAGACCUGAUCGGCAAUUCCAUGGUCAUCCUAGCCGUGUCGAAGAAUAGGAAACUCCGCAAUUCCGGUAACAUCUUCGUGGUCAGCCUCUCCAUAGCAGACAUGCUGGUGGCACUGUACGCCUACCCUCUGAUGCUGCAUGCCAUGUCUGUCGGCGACUGGGAUCUGGGCCACCUCCAGUGCCAGAUGGUCGGACUCAUCACAGGGCUCAGUGAGGUGGGCUCCACGUUCAACCUCAUAGCCAUCGCCGUCAACCGCUAUUGUUACAUCUGUCACAGCCUCAAGUAUGAACGGCUCUUCAGUGUACGCAACACUUUCUUCUACCUGGUGGGCACCUGGGUCAUGACCCUCGUGGCCGUCCUGCCCAACGUGUACAUUGGCACCAUCGAUUAUGACCCUCACACCUACUCCUGCGUCUUCAAGUACCUGAACCACCCUAUCUUGGUCGUGGUCGCGGUGUGCGUCCACGUCAUCCUCCCACUCUUCAUGGUGGGCUUCUGCUAUGUCCAGAUCUGGAUGCAGGUGCAGGAGGCCCGCACAGAGGUGAGGAAGAGCCCCAGAAACCUGCUGGCGGAGACGCAAAAUUUCUUAACCAUGUUUGUCAUCUUCAUCCUCUUUGCUGUGUGCCGGGGUCCACUCAAUGUACUCACUGUCGUGGUGGCUCUGAGCCCAAGGGGGGUGGUGGAGAAGAUUCCCAACUGGCUGCAUCUCGCUGCCUACUUCAUAGCCUACUUCAAUCGCUGCCUCAAUGCUGUGGUCUACGGAAUCUUCAAUGAGAAUUUCCGAAGAGAAUACGCACUCAUCUUCCAUGCUCUGCGGCACCCUGUCCUCUUUGUCUCAGGCACCCUCACUGACAUCCGGGAGACUUGGGAAGCCCGGGCCUGGGCCCAAGUCCGAGCCCGAGCCCAAACCCAAGAACAAGAACAAGAAAAAGCCUGUACUGCUCCUGUUGUGGAAGAAGUACCCAUGAGUGCCUGGAAUAUUCCACUCCCAGGCGCCCUUGGCCAGCCUGAUCUGGACUCCAAGUCAGCGCUGGAGCACAAGUCUGUCACGGACUGCUCUAAGCCUUCCCCUGUCCCCUGGACCACUGACACUGGUAACAGCCUGGAUUCUGACACCACUGAGCCCACUGCCAGCCCAUCUGGGUCUGCCGAGCCUGCCGUGGCUGGUGGCCUUCCCAAGAUUGUGGUCAUUGAUGUCGAAGGUGAUUUGGAAGAAGUGGUCAUCGACAGCUCAGAAAGCGGCCAGGACGGUGGGGGCCGGCGCCGGGGACAAGGCCGGCCGCCCUUGGGGACCAUGCUGCGCGGCAAGGCGCGACUCAACGUGGUGUGGCUGGGUCGCUCGCCCGGCCAGUUCCUCGAGCGCAGGGAGAUCCGCGCGCCGCGCCGCCCCAGCCGGUAA